AUGGCGAAAUUAGAGUGGAAGGGGACGCCACGUUUGGAGAAAAAAGAAGACAUAGAGGUUCUUCUUAUUGGAGACUCGAUAAUUCAAAGAAUAAACUGCGAGCAGUUCAAGAAUACUACCUGGUUUUACUCGUAUCCUGGACUCGACAUGGAAAAAAUAAGACACGAACUGGAGAACAAAGUUAUUCUUCCACCACCAUCAAAAAUUGGAGUUGUUUACGUCAACGUUGGAACAGACGAAAUAACUUAUCUUCAAAAGACAAACCAGGAGCCGACCUCAAAGAUAUUCAGCCCGAAUCUGAUAGGCGUUAUUUCCGUUGUACGAAAACUUUACAGAGGCUCAAUCGUUCUCUGUGGGUCGAUUCUACCGCGACUGGAUGAUUGGAAUCCUCGACUGAGAGAAAUCAAUCUUCUGACGAAAGAAUUUGUUGCCAAUGCCAAUUCGAAUCAACUUCAGUUCGUUGACAUGUGGCUGAUGUUCGAGGAUAAAGUUGAUCUUUACAGGCAGAAAACGGACUACACCAGAAAUGACUGUCGGCGAGAAGAUACGAGGUCUUCUAAAGUGCAUUUGAACGAAAAGGGGGCGCUCCUUUUUCAGAGAGAACUGAAAAGACACAUUGAGACAGCAGUGGAUCUAAAAUUCAUGCAGAAAGAUAAAUUUCCGGUCCCAAUGACGCCGGAAGAGUGGAUGCGUUUUCGAAAAAUGACGCGUUCUAGCAACAUUGAACCAUUGUUCAAAAUAACAAAUUACCCAGAGGGUGCGAAUCGUGACGAUCAGCUAAUACCAUACAACGGCCCUCAACUCUCAACUCAAAUCGAUGAAAGCGAAAAAGACUCAACCUCAGAAACUUUAUAUUGCCACGGAAAAGAAAAAUUCAAAGAGAGGAAAUCUGCGAAAUCGAAAAAAUUAAAGCAUCGAAAACGGACAUCAUCCGAAAGUACCGGCGAUGCGCAGACAACAAGGAGUACCAGAUCGUUGCGGCAGCUAAAAGACCUUAUUUCAAGAGGCACAAUUUUAAACUUGAAUAAUCUUGUAAACUAUGGAUGCUGGUGUGGAGAGCGAGCGAUGAAAUCUGGCGACCCAAAGGAUCCUAUCGAUAAAGCGUGCCAUCUUCACUACAGGUGUACUCAAUGCCUAAGUCUCGACUAUGGAAAUUGCGAUCCGAAUCGUGAAUUUUAUAAAGGGCCAGAAAUGGUCGCUACAUCUCCUACUCAGUAUCGAUGUCGGCCGAAUUCGAGCAGAUGCAAGGAAGAUUUAUGCGAAUGCGAUGUCGCUUUUGCAAAUGCACUUUCACUUGCUCAAGAGAGUUUCAAUGCUUCGAUGAUAAACUUGCGCCCUUCCGAAUGUAGAGCGCCGCAGAUGGGAAUUGGCAAACGAUCGAAUCCUUUUGGUGAUUUCAACGGACAUGCAAGUAUGCUUAUCAACACUUCGGCCUUUCAAUGUUGCGGAGAAUACCCAAUGCGUUUUCCGUAUAUGAAAACAUCCACUGUUGCCUGCUGCGGCCCGAAGACCUACAAUCCAAAAGUACUCGAUUGCUGCGAAAGCAAUAUUAUUCGAGCGGUUGGUUCUUGUUUUUAG
Oikopleura dioica is the source of this 1578-nucleotide messenger RNA. The record is from the annotation of a GenBank genome assembly. Lineage: Eukaryota; Metazoa; Chordata; Appendicularia; Copelata; Oikopleuridae.